AGCAAGCUAGCAAACUACUAACCAUGGAAAAGUGUUUUUGACUCUACUGAAAGAGCUAUUGCUGGUUUCUUCUAUACGUCUGCCUCAUCUUUCAUCUGGAAAAUUAUUCAAGGUACUAGCUAAUGCCAAACAAUAGGACAGGACUACUGGAAACACCCCUGGGCUUAGAUAAGGCUUAGUAGCAUCACCUAAUAAAAGAAGAUGCGUGCUUUUGUGACUGUUAGCUGGGUCCCGCAUUUGUAAAAGAAUUGAUCCAUUUUUAGCUACUGGACUUUAAGAGCUGUGGUAUUAGAUUUGCAUCAGUAAUCAGCCAGGGGGGCUGUAUGUCCCAUUCAUCGGCAGCAGAGAGCACCUGUGGGCUGAGGCAGUGGGAUGGAAGCCCUUUAAAGGUGUCCUCCUUAAAACCAUGUACACAAAGGAUUAUUUUCUGGCAAUUGUUCUUCUGGACCAACAUUCAGAUCCAUUCUGGAAUCGUAAUUCCUUUGAGACUGACUCAGAUUUACCAGCUGGAUGGAUGAGGGUCCAUGACACAUCUGGAACUUACUAUUGGCACAUUCCUACUGGAACAACACAGUGGGAACCUCCAUCACCCCUUUGUGAAGUUCAGGGGUCUGUGAAACCCUCAUGUUCCUCCCAGGCCACCACGCCAUCUGAGGAACAGCAGCUGACCUGGACAGGACUUGGUCAUAGUGACAGAUGUGAUGAAGGGGACCUUUGGAAAGAUGUGCACACAGAUGCUGUGGACCCUGACCCUAGUUUAAAGGAGUUUGAAGGAGCAACACUUCGUUAUGCAUCGCUUAACAUCAGUUCUGGUGAGACAGAGGAUGUUGAAAAUAAAUUGUCUGUGAGCACAGACCUGGAAUCCAAGGUUUUUGCAGUCCGUUCCCUUGGUUGGGUAGAGAUGUCUGAAGAAGACCUGGCUCCUGGAAAAAGUAGUGUAGCUGUCAAUAACUGUAUUCGCCAACUGUCAUACCACAAAACCAAUCUUCAUGAUACUGUCGGUGUCUGGGGAGAGGGGAAAGAUAUGCUUCUAAUUCUAGAGAAUGAUAGUUUAAACCUAGUUGAACCAGUAGGACAAACCUUGCUUCACUCUCAACCAAUUGUCAGCAUCCGUGUCUGGGGUGUGGGACGGGACAAUGGAAGAGAGAGGGACUUUGCGUAUGUUGCAAGAGACAAGUUAACAAGAGUUUUGAAAUGCCAUGUGUUUCGAUGUGACACACCUGCAAAGAAUAUAGCCACCAGUCUUCAUGAGAUCUGCUCUAAGAUUAUGGCUGAACGCAAGAACAGUAAAACUGGUCUUAAUGGACUGACUUUUGAUCAUACUCGACUGGUUGAUAUUCCAUUCCAAGUUGAAUUUCCAGCCCCAAAGAAUGAAUUGGUUCAAAGAUUCCAGGUUUAUUAUAUGGGACACUUGGCUGUGAGCAAACCUGUAGGAUGAGGUGAUGUCAGAGUGCCGUGUUCGCUUCCUUUCCUUCAUGGGUGUGGGAAAAGAUGUUCGAACAUUUGCCUUCAUAAUGGCAACAAGCCCAGGCAACUUCCACUGCCAUAUGUUCUGGUGUGAGCCAAAUGCAGCCAGUCUUUCGGAAGCUGUCCAGGCUGCAUGUAUGCUGAGAUAUCAGAAGUGCUUAGAUGCGAGACCCCAGAGUUUAAGUUCAUGCUUGCCAGCCCCACCUGCAGAUUCUGUGGCACGUCGUGUUGGUUCCAGUGUCAAGAAGGGAGUGCAGUCCCUCCUUGGAAGUUUCAAACAAAAACGCCUUGGGACUCAAACUCCAUAAGGACUCAGCAGUGGAGUAUCUGCCACCUACUACUUAAGAUUGUCCGUAACAUUUAACCCAUUCACUUCAGAACUGUAAUAGUUAGACACUCCUUAAUCACAGCGUAGACUGAACAGGUACUCCAUCCAUUUUGAUAUAUACUUCUAUCAGCUCUGCUUCAGAAUUCCUGCUGACUGCUAACUACAACAUGGAACGCUGUUGUGGAUUAACCUCUUAACUUUCCUGUGAAGAAUCCAGUUGCAUCACCUUCCCACACAUGGCUCCAUUUGGGUUAGAAUGCCAAGUAACAAUGUUAACAAAUAUUGUUUAUUGUAACCAAAUGUACAGUUUCUUCUGUCUUCUCUUGUUGUUGCCUUAGGUUAAUUAUGAACUAGGAAAACUAUAGAAUUGGUGAGACAUGCAGUGUGUUAGUUCAACAUUUCUGAGUGUGUGUUUAGACCACUGGCCAAUUAGCUUUAGGAACUUACCGUUUCAUUUGUAAAGGUAGGCAGGUGACAUUUACAUUACCUGCUUGCUCCAUUAUAAAAUUACAUCUGUUACUGUUUGGUAUGGAAUAGUUCUCUGUAACCAAUCAAAAUUACUUGAUACAUGGAAAAGACAAUAUUCUCUGUUUUUGGGGUGGACUUGAAUGGGGUAACUGUUAAUGUAAAAGUGCAUUGCCUUCCUUGAUAUAAACACUGCCUUGAGGAUUAAA
Molecule: messenger RNA, 2469 nt
Organism: Protopterus annectens (West African lungfish)
Lineage: Eukaryota; Metazoa; Chordata; Ceratodontiformes; Protopteridae
Gene: APBB1
Product: amyloid beta precursor protein binding family B member 1
Biological process (GO): regulation of DNA-templated transcription
Cellular component (GO): cytoplasm; nucleus
Molecular function (GO): amyloid-beta binding; transcription factor binding
Source: RefSeq, a predicted model, not a curated record